This is a messenger RNA of Symbiodinium sp. CCMP2456, 2640 nucleotides long. Lineage: Eukaryota; Dinophyceae; Suessiales; Symbiodiniaceae. The record is from the annotation of a GenBank genome assembly.
AUGUCCGACCCUCCUCAUGACAGCGGCUGGCCAGAGUGGCUGGCUUGGGAAAUGAAUAUCUCCAGCAGAUCUGCCCUUUGGCUUCUCGGCGGCGUCCUGGUCUUGUGGAUUAGCUCCGUGCUGACAUACGGCUGCUGCACCUCUCUACAGACGGGGAGUUUCUAUGAACCGAUCACCAUCAGCAGCAUUGCUUGGAACCGGAAGAAGGACUGGAGAAUGCUGGUCAAUUAUGCGAUGCUUUUGCCACUCCACUUUCUGCGGUCUAUGGAGACAGCUUCUGGGGACAAGAAUGUCUACUCCUCCACUGAGAAGGCAUUCCUUGCAACACAGCGCAGGGUCUUUAAUGAUGCCGUCAUUAACUUCUUGACUGUGCGUCGUAGCAUGAUGUUCGUCUCGGUGGUGUUUUGCGUGCUGGCCUUCUUCAUCGAAGCCGCCGACGUUCCUGCUGCCAUGAUGACAAGAAAGCAAUGGAUCCACAAAAGCCGGAUCGAAAUUGAUGGCAACGUGGUUCGCUUCCCUCAGUUUGUGCUGAUGACAAACAAGACGUGGAACACGAAAGACCCGGAGGCAUGGUUUGCUUAUAGCAAGCACCUGUACACCGGAAUGUUUGCCAAGAUCAUCAGCCAAACGGCAAUGAUGGACAUACUGCAGGCGGUGUUGGAAGUUGCAUGCCAGGGAAUAAGCUGCUACUUGCUCUGGUGGUCGCUGAGAAAGUGGUCACAUUUCAAUCGGUCACACCGAGGGGUGCUUACCGGCUGGGCGUUCAGCCUGGUUGCGCCCUUCUUGGCAACUGUGAUUCCUACACGCCUGUUUGUGGACUGGACAGUCCUGGACCCUGUGGUGCACACCUUUGCCUCCGAGUUGUCGCAGCACAUGGGCAACCACACCGAAGACUUGGCAUCCACCGUCAAUCAGGCUUGCUUGCAGCUGAUACAUAUGGAAGCGCAAGGGACGGUGGAGAACGCAGAGAGCUUCGCAAUGAAGACUUGCUCCACGCUGAAGAUGACCCCCAAUCGACACUUGAAGUGCUGCUCCUUCAUCAAGCUCGUGGACUUCGACUUCAGGCCGAUCCAUUCAACCUGUGACAAGGUUGAGGAUUACUUGAAGCAGCCAGAUCGGUUCCACAAGCAGGCGAUCGAGCAGAGCACCGAACUGUGCCGGACAACGGUGAUGCCAAACCUUAAAGGCACCAUUGAGCUCGGCUUCGAAAAUGCACUCCAAGUGGCAGCUUCCGCUGGGCCUAUUGCUCAAAGGAUGAAGCAAAGCGUGUCCAUGGGCAUGGGCCUCGUGAACGGGCUUCGUGGCUUCAACACCAUCAUGCCUGCUGCGCUGGCGCUCGCACCUGCACUCUUGCGAGGAGCACUGAAGGUGAAGGUGACUGCACCUCAGUCCACAAUUCCAGGAAUGUUUGUGGUCGUGUUACCACUACUGUACUGUCCGAUGACAUGGGGGAUGUACCACAUCUUCUUCCAGCUGCUUGGGGAUUUCUGGAUGCUAUUGGGCCUGCUCGUCAUGGCAUUCGGUCCGAUGGUGUACUUGGCUCUUGGGAGCUACUACACAAUUACGCGACCCCUCACAGAUAAGGCUGUUGCACAGGUCAUGGUCAGCAUGAAUCGGGCGUCAACGAUCCUGGCGAUUAUCGGGUAUGUGUUCAUCUGCACCUUUGCAUGGAAGCGCUACAAGCUGACGAUAGGUGAAGAGGAAUCCGAGGAUGAUGCCAGUGUGGAACGGGAUGCUUACAAGUACAUUGCAGAACAGGUUUCCGUGCUUCAACCGAGCUUUUGGAUCAAACUUGCGGGGGUGGCUAUGGCCAAGUAUUUCUUCACGACUUUGGCAGGAGUCGACUGGAUGAUGGUAGAGAUCGGGAAACAGCGACGGUAUGAGAUCCUGAUGGAGAUCUCUCAGAAAAUCAAAGCUCUGGAGACCAGUGGAACUGCCGUGCGCUACCCACAAGGUUUGAAGACUGAAGUGGAAAGGCAGGAAAACUUACAGGCUGCUGAGGAACGGUUGCUUCGGUUAGAUUGUGUUUUCUACAUUCUUUAUGACGAGGUGCCAGUACAUGUUGUCGAGGAAGAGGAUAUUAAUCCUCAUAUGCCAUCCAUGCGCAGACGCACGACAGUUCUCGCUCCCGCAGUCAGUCGGAUAUUUGAAGAAGUUGAAAUGCAGGACGUGGAGCAAAACAGCAAGAACGAUGAGACUACGUCGGGAGCAGGAGUGCCCACACCGCUUCCGUCCCAGAUCGAGUUCUCGGAAAGCCAGCCGCGAAUGCCCCAGCCACAAGACGUGGCAGAUGCUCGUGGCGAGCCUCCGCGGCCGAGCACCCUGGACAAUGCCUGGUCGUUUUUCUUCGGCUUGCGCGUUCCGAAUCAGUCACGCCCUCAAGCACGCAGUCUAGCAGCACCACGACCAGCACAGGGGUGGCCACCGCCGCCAACCUCCACUGUCCCCGGCUCCCAAAGUUGGAGACCGCAGACGCCAUUGGCUUCGGACUGGGCGCAGGGAGUCCAGUAUCAUCCGACACCACAUUUCGCAGCAAACAGUGUCUUGCCAGCACAGUGGCAGGCCUCACUCGGCCCUCCGAGUGGGUCUUGGUCCCGCCACACAGUGGCCCCAGGGCAGCACAUGCGCCCGCAGUUUUAG